AUGUUUAACACUGGAUUGAUUUCUACUGCCGCUGCAGCUUUGUUGUGUGCUUUGCCCGCAGUUCAUGCUGGAUUGUACCCAAAGAGUUCGGCUGUUUUGUCAAUUGAUGGAAAAGAUUAUGAUCGUUUGAUCGCUCAAUCUAACUAUACUUCCAUUGUCGAAUUCUAUGCUCCAUGGUGUGGACAUUGCAAAACCCUUCAACCUGCCUACGAAAAAGCUGCCAAGAACCUCGCUGGUCUCGUGAAAGUGGCAGCAGUUAAUUGCGAUGAAGAGUCGAAUAAAGCUUUCUGUGGAGGAUUUGGUGUCCAAGGAUUCCCUACUCUCAAAAUCGUUAAGCCUGGAAGCAAAUCCGGAAAACCAGUCGUUGAAGACUACAAUGGACCACGAACUGCAAAGGGAAUCGUUGAUGCGAUGGUCGACAAAAUACCAAAUCUUGUCAAAAAAGUUACGGAUAAGGAUUUGGAGAGUUUCUUGGCUGAUGCGAAUGACACUGCAAAGGCAAUUCUAUUCACCGACAAAGGAAAGACGAGCGCCAUUCUAAAGGCUAUCGCCAUUGAUUUUAAAGGCAGCAUUAAGGUGGCACAGAUUAGAAAUACAGAGAAAGCAUCCGUAGAGUUGUUUGGAGUAACUGAAUUUCCUACAGUUAUUUUAUUACCUGGUGGUGAAGCAGCCGAAGGAAUUGUCUAUGAUGGAGAGUUGAAAAAGGAUGGCAUGGUCAAAUUCCUUACACAAGCUGCCGAACCCAAUCUAGACCCACCAGCCGCAAAAGCGAAGACUUCUAAAUCCAAAACAAACAAGAAGUCUUCCUCGAAAGCGAAAGAAUCUUUCAAGUCCGCAUCAGCAUCUCAAGUCAAACCCGAGAAGCAUGUCACUCAAACAGACGAAACGCUAGAAAACCAACCCACCGAAUCACCAUCACCAGAGGUCGAAACAGAGAAACCAAUCGUUCUUCCACCAGCCCCAGCAAUUCCCGUUCUUACGACUGAAGCCGAUCUCAAAACGAUUUGUCUUGGUCCCAAAACUGGUACAUGUAUUCUUGCAUUUCUUCCAGAUACCUCGAGUGAAAUCACAAAUUCGGCUUCUAAUUCCUUGGCUGAAAUCUCUCAUAAGCAUCAUUUACAUCAACGAAAGCUAUUCCCUUUCUAUAUCCUUCAUGCCGAAAACCCUGGAUUCUCUAAGAUUAAAGAAGCGUUAGGUUUGAAAGGUGAUGUCGAGAUUAUUGCUCUCAAUGGACGCCGAAAUUGGUAUCGAACUCUUCCUAGCAAGGGAGAGUCUGUAUUGGCUGAAGAUUUGACUAUUGAAGCGAUUGAGAAUUGGGUUGAUAGUAUCAGGUUAGGUGAAGGUGAGAAGAAGAAGAUUCCGGCGAGUCUCAUUCCCGAUGAGGAUGAGGUUGAGGAACCCAUUGUGGAUGCGGCAGCCACGGAGCCAGAACCAAAGGCUUCAGAGGAGCCUAUGAUAAUCAUUGAGGGGGUUGAGGAAGGUUGGGAACCACCAACUUCAGAGCCUGAAAUCAAACAUGAGGAACUGUAA
Molecule: messenger RNA, 1530 nt
Organism: Sclerotinia borealis F-4128
Lineage: Eukaryota; Fungi; Ascomycota; Leotiomycetes; Helotiales; Sclerotiniaceae
Source: the annotation of a GenBank genome assembly